AACCACUUGCCUAUUUCACACACUUUAGACAUAAGUUUACACAAUAUCACAUCUCACAUGAAUCAUGCACAUAUUUUACACACCAUCACAACACAACAUUUGUCUACUCACUCACUAGUCCUGGUUUGCUGAACUCACAGAUGAUAAUAUUUUGCAGAAAGGGAUACUUCAGCACUUCCUGUCCUUCAAAGGAAAGGGCCAAGUCCCCACCUACAUCACCUGUGGGGACAUUAAAGACUGGAUAAUCUUGGAUGGACAAAACAUCCUUAGGGAGAGAUUUCAGACGGACAGCUGUGAGCAGCGAGAUGGCCUCAUUCACCUGGUCUGGGAGGUGAAUAUAAGGCUAAAGCUGCAGGACAUGGGCAGAGAACUGGGAAUGAGUCCCAGCAGCUCAGAAGCACCUCCGAUGAGCGCCCAGGAUACCCAGCGUGCCGCUCUCGCUGACCUGGAGUCUGCAGCUCUGGAGAAAGCAGCGGCUGCAGAGAGGUACUCCAGGUGGUAUUUUGAUGCCCGCUUGGUCGCGCGUCGGGCAUUGCGAGAGCUGGCAGAGGCUCUGGCACACCCGCUCGCCUGCACCCCCCACACCCUGUCAGCGGUGGUGGGGGACACCGUCACCGGCCUGCUCGGCGCCGUCAUGGAGCCAGCCAAUCACAGAGCGUCGAGCAGGGCCUUCAGCGAGGUGGCGGUGGGCGUGGCCGUUUGUGUGCACAAAGACCUGCGCGCAGCGGGAUGGGCGGAGGAGCGAGCUUUCGGGGCGCAGUGCUGGAGGUGGGCCAGGCCCAGCAUGAUGGGGGUGCUCCACAAGGCCCUGCUGGAGCAGACCGGCUCACCUGGGGCCCUGCAGGCCGCCCUGAGGGGGAACAGCGCCGCGGUCACCUCCGCCAUCGCCACCGCCAUCGCCAAGGCCCUUCUCACGGCUGCUGAUACAGCCCUGAACGCCGGCCCUGCCACGCCCGAGGAAGAGGGGCAGAUUCCUGCAGCAUCAGAUCCUGUGGACACUGCAAUGCAAACUGAGACACCAGCAACAUCUCUGGUGAAGACAGAUGCACACAAGACUACACUGGAGGAAAUUGACUCCCAAAAGACUCCACUGGAGGAAAUGGACUCCCAAAAAUCAUCCCUGGAGGACUCACAAAAAACAUCCCUGGAGGAAAAGACAUCUCGGGAGGAAGUGGACUCCCAAAAGACAUCUCGGGAGGAAGUGGACUCCCAAAAAAUAUCCUGUGAGGAAAUGGACUCCCAGAAGAUAUCCUGUGAGGAAAUUGACUCCCAAAAAACUCCACUGGAGGAAAAGACAUCUCGGGAGGAAGUGGACUCCCAAAAGACAUCUCGGGAGGAAGUGGACUCCCAAAAAAUAUCCUGUGAGGAAAUGGACUCUCAGAAGAUAUCCUGUGAGGAAAUUGACUCCCAAAAGACUCCUGGAGGAAAAGACAUCCCCGGAGGAAAGGACUACCAACAAAGUUCCAGGGAGGAAAUGGACUCCCAAAAGUCAUCCUGGGAGGAAAUUGACUCCCAAAAGACUCCACUGGAGGAAGAGACAUACGGAGGAAAGACUCCCAAAAGACUCCACUGGAGGAAAAGACAUCCCUGGAGGAAAUGGACUACCAACAGACUCCAGGAGGAAAUGGACUCCCAAAAGACAUCCUGGGAGGAAAUUGACUCCCAAAAGACUCCACUGGAGGAAAAGACAUCACUGGAGGAAAAUACAUACCGGGAGGAAAUGGACUCCCAAAAGACAUCCCUGGAGGAAAUGGACUCCCAAAAGACAUCCUGGGAGGAAAUGGACUCAAAGCACUGA
Anguilla rostrata (American eel) is the source of this 1798-nucleotide messenger RNA. RefSeq names its product coiled-coil domain-containing protein 186-like. Lineage: Eukaryota; Metazoa; Chordata; Actinopteri; Anguilliformes; Anguillidae. The record is from RefSeq and is a predicted model, not a curated record. The coding region runs from base 359 to 1798 and encodes 479 amino acids. The transcript is spliced from 4 exons.